Messenger RNA from Glycine soja, 1388 nucleotides. RefSeq names its product probable UDP-3-O-acyl-N-acetylglucosamine deacetylase 2, mitochondrial. NCBI's taxonomy places the organism in Eukaryota, Viridiplantae, Streptophyta, Magnoliopsida, Fabales, Fabaceae. Bases 77 to 1009 code for a protein of 310 amino acids. The transcript is spliced from 7 exons. Gene Ontology annotation, biological process: lipid A biosynthetic process. The record is from RefSeq and is a predicted model, not a curated record.
AUGGUAUCAGAUGCAAGAUUUUUGCCACCUGCCGCUGCUCUAUGUUCACUAUUGAGUGUCGCGAGACUCAUGCAUAAUGUCUUCCUCCAACGCUCUCAGAUCAUCAAAACUGGUCUCAUGGAAUAGAACUGGGAGGCUGCAGCAAACCCUAGCGGAUUGCGUGGAGCGGCAAGGCAAGGCGUUGCAUUCGGGAAAGGUUUCGACGGUGAGACUGUGUCCCGAACGCGCUUCCCGAGGCAGGUACUUCGAUUUUCGUUCCAAUUUCGUUCCCGCCUCUGUUGAAUUCGCUCAGGUCUCGCCCCUCUGCACCACUCUGUACAAAGGCGGGUUCCGAAUUCGAACCGUGGAGCACUUGCUUUCGGCUUUGGAGGCUUCGGGUGUCGAUAAUUGCAGGAUCGAGAUUGAGGAUUCGGAUACUCAAGGACACGACGCAGAGAUUCCUAUAUUUGAUGGGUCAGCAAGGGAAUGGGUGGCUGCAGUGGAAGAAGUUGGUUUGACAGUGGCCACUGAUCUUGAUGGCAAAAGUGUUGAGAAAAUGGCACCACAUGUGAAUGAACCAGUGUAUGCUUGGAGAAAUGAUUCUUUUGUUGCUGCAUUUCCUUCAGAAGUGGUUCGAAUAACUUAUGGCAUUAACUUUUCGCAGGCACCUGUUAUUGGCUGCCAGUGGUUUUCUACACCCCCCUUGGAUAAUUUGGUGUAUUCCAUGCAGAUAGCUUUGUCAAGAACCUUCUGCAUUUAUGAAGAGGUUGAGCAAAUGCGCAAUGCUGGACUUAUCAAAGGAGGUUCUCUAGAAAAUGCCAUUGUGUGCAGUGCCAGUAAAGGUUGGUUGAAUCCACCUUUGCAUUUCAGUGAUGAACCAUGUCGUCACAAGAUCUUAGACCUUAUUGGUGAUCUGUCACUGUUUGCCCAGUUUGGGAAUCAAGGACUCCCAGUGGCUCAUAUCGUUGCGUACAAGGGUGGCCAUGCAUUGCAUACUGAUUUGGCACGCCGCCUGAUAGGAAUGAUUUGAGAGGCUAUCAUGUUGCCAGUGGUUUACUAAGAAGUUAUUGGUAUUUUAGGUGACUUCGUUGGAGUAGUUGUUCAACCUGAUGCUUCUGAGCUCUUAUUUAUGUGCAGCCAAGGUGGAAGAAGAAAUGCUGAAAUUCCUAAACAUCUUGUAUUAUUAUUCUGUCUCUUCAUUGUUUCUAUCGUCAUCAAUUUUGUAAUGAAAGCAUCCAAGCAAACCAUUUUGUAAAAGAAAGCCAUUCAAUUUUCCAUCAUUUCAGAUUUUAUAGGGAAGCCGUAUAGCCAUAAUCAAGCUCAAAGAUGCUUCGACAACAUUUGAUGGAAUUAUGAUUUAAUUCAAUUUUUAUGCUAAUAGUAGGAAUCCAUCUUUCAAAUCUCUCGAA